AUGUGGACAGUGUGGAAGCUAUCUUUGAUGUGCACUCAUAUUCUUGAAAUCGAGCGGCGUAUGUAUACUCUCGCUCAUUCGAGGUCAUUAUUUUAGUCAGGACGGCAUUUAUUUUAUUAUCAUCUUACAAUAGUUCGAUUGUACUGCCUUGUACAAAAUUUAAAUUAUUUGCUCCGCUGGAAUAUCUGAUACCUCAUUAAGUACGGAAUUAAAAACAAGAAAUGGAUUCAAAUUCUGAAGUUGUGCCGCAGACUGAAGUUGUAGUGACGGAUAUGGCUCCCGAAGAAAACGCCGAACGACUCGUAACAUCUGUAGAAACCAGUCAAAGUGUUAAUAGUUCAAUUGAUGAAAGCAAUGUCGAUUCAAGCUCAGUCGUUAUUGAGAAAGAAUCUGAUCAAGACGCUAAGGUCUCGGACGAAAUUCCCAAAACUACUGUUGCUAUAGUAGAUUUGAUUGUGGUAACGGAUACGGAAACUCCGACUUCGGAAACAGCGGAGAUGGAAAUAGUGGAAACGGAAACAGCGGAAUCGGAAACAGCGGAAACGGAAACAGCGGCAACGGAAACAGCGGCUAUAGCAGUGGUGGAAACUGAGGUUGAAAAUUUAGUUACCACUGAAAUAGAUGCAAGCAGUUUCGCAAAUCAUCAAGAUGUUCCUACAUAUGAAACAUCCAAUAAUGCCAUCGAUUUGGAAACAGAACCUCAAGUCAAUGCCAAAUCACAAGACAAGGAAGUGGAAGAAACUAAAUAUGCGGAAGAAACGGAGUCAGAAGAUGAGACAGAAUCUGUGACAGAAGAAGAUAUCGUCGAAAAUGCUAUCGACUUGCCAGAGAAAUCUGAAGUACCAUCUGAAGUAAUCGAAAGCCAAACUGUUUUGGUUAAAGCAUCUGCAAAUGAAAAGGGCACAGAAUUAAAGGAAAAAUCAAACGAAUUCUCUGAUAUAUCGACUCAAAAAGCUAACGAAGUUGCGGAUGUGAGAUUAUCAAAUGAUCAGAAAAACUUUAACAAUCAAAUUCAGGACAUUAUAUCUGAUAUAGAUAUUAAUAUAAAAACACAAGAAAAAAUUACCAAGCUUAAGGAGCAAGAGCUGAAGCUAAUUCAAAAACAGAACGAACUGACAAACCAGAUUCAGCAGCAGCAGAUUCUGGCUCAGCAGCUGACUGCCCAAAAUCAAUUCAAACAAAAACAGUGGGAACAACAGCAAAUUGAGAAACAAGAGUUCUUAAGCUCAAAAAUAAACCAGCAAGAUGGGUUAUGCUCUACGCAAUCGCAUUUACACACCGCCUACAAUCAAAGUGAUGAUUCGCAUAAUAAAAAAGAAACAACAAAUUUAUCGAAGUCAAUUGAUUUGCGAAAAAUAUUCACACCUGCGACCGAUGCUGUUGAAAUAUUGCCAAAAAAUCGAAAGCUAUAUGCAUCAUCCGCAUUUUAUUCUCCAAACUUACAUCCAACUGUGGAAGACCAGGUUGAGCUAGCCCGAAGAAUAUCCCAUUCAUUGAGUGAUAUCAGUAACCAAACGUCUAAGGGUCAAACAAUGUAUGUCAAUCGCAAGAAACGCUCAGUAAAAUGGGUUCAUGAAGGUAGUGAUAAAGAGGAAGAUUGCACAAGUGAAGUUAAGACGUUUUAUAAAGAAAAUACAGAUGCAAAUUCCAUGCUGGAACUAACAAAGCUGGAAAAAAUACCGCUAAAGCUCAUAAUGAAUCCAAGAGGACAAGUCCGCGAUUAUAACUCGGUCAAAGAAUCGAUUAAUGUUGAAACCGGACUGUUAUCGCCUGACAAUUGCGCUGAACUAAUAACCGCUCUAAAACUUCAUCAGGGAAGAGGUGCCGAACUGUUUGCAAAACGUCGCAGAAAGGCUGAUAAUUGGGUAGUCGAUGAAACAAAUGCAGGGACUCAAAGUCAUCCAUCUGGUCUUCCAGAUUAUCAGCAGUAUCAGCCAAAGCCGGCAACGUCGCCAAACAUUUUGCCGGCGUAUUCUGAUGCUGGAAAACAUCGCGUUCAAUUAAAUAUUCACCAAGAUCAAUUAAUAGAAAAGUAUUCUAAGCCUGGACUUCAGGUUGUUAAAUCGCCUUGGGAGGCCGCAUUACAGACAGGUUCAGCGAGCUCUGCCUUUUUGGAGGAAUCCAAACCUAGAAGUCUCACACCUUCGUCUGUACCAAAGACAUAUUUCCAUAGUGGUGGAAACGAUUUGACAGAUGCAGGGGAACCAGUAUCCUACGGCAUACCAUUGAGUAAUCAGCAGGAAUCAUUUAAAAAGUCUCUAAACCAUCAGCAAUCAUCCAUUUUGCCCACGAACCCACAAAGAGAAUUGGCCUAUAAGCCAAGUGUUGCCCAGGGCUGGGGAGGACGUAAUGUGGAACUACCAAGAGAGUAUUUUGACUUCAAUGAACCGUUGUCAUCUUGGGAGGAAAAUAACAAUGAGCAAUGCAACAACCAAUACAUCAGUGAAGAACAUGACAUACUUAGGGAAAAUGUUCAAAUGGGCCAUGGCCAAAAUCAGUCACUUGAUUUCGAAGUUAAUGUGCAAACCCGAUUGCAUCAACUCGAACAAUUUCAAAAAUAUUUUUUGGAACAGCAACGACUUGAAAUAGAAAUAUUGAAGCGAAGAGACGACUCUCGUUUAUUCCGUUUAACCAAAUUAUAUCACGAACAGUUCAAGCAUGAGAGUCCCAAUGAAGAAAGACUGCAUAAUGAAGAUGUACUACAAACAGGUCGCAGUACCGAUGAAGAAAUAAACGAAAACGUAAAUGUACAAGAUUUAAUAUACUCGUUCGAACAGCAGUCAUUAAGGGAGCACACAGAAUCUGCAAGGCCCAGAAACCAAAACUGUUCGACAUAUCUAUCAAGUGAAGCCACCAAAGCUGACAAUGAAACUGGAGGCUUAUACGUUCCCAAGGAAAUUUCCUUAGCCAGCUAUGCACCCCCACCAAAGAAUUUUACAGAUCAGCAGCCGGCAUAUUCGGGUCACAACAUUUCAAGUAUCAACACAACCUACGAGUCGCAUCGGCCUCUGCCCACAGCCUCUAUUGCAAAUGAAACAUCGGUGGGAACUAGUUGGGGCUUUCCGGUGUCUAAGCCCAUAGCUAGUGGUUUCAGCACAAUACCUCCAAAGCAACAGUUGUCUGCUCCUGCUAGUUACCAGAAAAUACCUCAGACCUCUGCACUAGGAGCGCCGCAGGUCAACUUUAACCCAUCGCCGUUAUCUUAUGAGAAAUUGUCCAAGUUUGAGCAGCCAAAUUUGAGUUACCCGAAUCAAAAUUAUCUAAAUGUUCGGCAAACAUCCCAAGUACGUAAUGCAUCGCCUACACCGUUUGCAUUUGGAUCUAAUGAGGCUCGAUUUUCCGGGUCACAUGCUUCAAGAUCUCCUAGUUCCAUAGCCUCGAUUUCACCGCAACCCCUUCGAUCGCCUUGUAUAUCUACAAGAUAUGGUCAACCAUCUAACAAUGCGGUACCGCGGCUAACCUCCUCAAGCCAAGCUCAGACCUUCAACAAUUGCGCCCGCGGUUGGGGCACGGAACCAGAAAGUCAAUAUAUUUAUCCAGGACCAAACGUUUUACCAGCACCAGGAAAUAUGCCAUAUUCUGAUUUUUAGAUGUGUGCAACUAAUAAAGUAUGCUUCUCAACGAAAAAACCACGAUUUACGAACUAUGUACAUAGUACAUAUAGUGCAUAGUACAUAUAGUGCAUAGUACAUAUAGUUCAUAGUACAUAGAUACUUAUGUGCUCUAUUAAAUACAUAAAUUGCGUUUGUUUAUUUGCGUCUAUAAAAUAAUAAUAAUAAUAAAUCGUUUAUUAAAAC
Messenger RNA from Drosophila obscura, 3797 nucleotides. RefSeq names its product myb-like protein P. Gene Ontology annotation, biological process: positive regulation of actin filament bundle assembly. The record is from RefSeq and is a predicted model, not a curated record. The coding region runs from base 222 to 3590 and encodes 1122 amino acids. Gene Ontology annotation, cellular component: actin cytoskeleton; Z disc; nucleus. Gene Ontology annotation, molecular function: actin binding. The transcript has 13 exons. Lineage: Eukaryota; Metazoa; Arthropoda; Insecta; Diptera; Drosophilidae.